Molecule: messenger RNA, 1283 nt
Organism: Trachemys scripta elegans
Lineage: Eukaryota; Metazoa; Chordata; Testudines; Emydidae
Product: SLAM family member 5-like
Exons: 5
Coding region: 339-1121 (260 amino acids)
Biological process (GO): T cell activation
Cellular component (GO): external side of plasma membrane
Source: RefSeq, a predicted model, not a curated record
CGUGACAGGCUCUCCGGUGCAAUAGACAGAACCAUCCAAUAUCUCAGGAGCUGUGUGUGUUUCAGACCCUUUCAGCCCUGAGCAAUUAGAGGAACCUUCCCCAACCCAGCGCCCUGGGCUACUUAUAGCUCAUUGCGCGACUUACCACAAAAGGAAAGAGCAUCUCGCAGGGGAAGUUGCAGAGCAGUGGGGCAGGUCAUUUCUCUGCAGCCCCUUAGCACAAUCAGGGAUCGGCCACUCAGCAAACCCUGCCAGCCAACCCACUCCGGCUCUGUUGGGUCAGGACACCUGUUAUACGGACUGACGGCCGCCCGCUCUGCCUGCCCCUUGCUGUCAGGAUGGAGGGGGCUCUACGGCCUCCCCUUCUCUUCCUCCUGCUGGUUUUACAGCCCAGUGGGUCCGGCAGAGCAGAGGCAGGCGCGAUGGAGCUGAGCCGGAUUCUAGGGGACUCCGUCACUUUCCCUCUGGGGAUCCCAGCACAGCAACUUAUAACUGUUUCCUGGACAGUAAACACAACGAGGACUAUAGUAAUUGUAAUAGCAGGAAAUCCCCCCAAUGUCAUUGUGACAGACCCAUCCUACGAGGGACGCCUGAGAGUCCCCGAGAGCUACUCGCUUCAGAUCACCAGCCUGAGGAUGGAGGACACAGGCACCUACAGCGCUCAAAUCACCACAGCUACAGGCAUCAUCCACAGAAACUUCACACUGCGCGUGUACAAGCCAGUACCGGAGCCAACUGUCCUCUGUGACUCAGUGACCUGUGUGAGUGAAACCUGUAACUACAACCUGAGCUGCACCAUCAGGGAUGGAGGGGAGCAUGUGACCUACAGCUGGACUCACACAGCAGGGGGCGCUGUUGUACCCAAUGAGUCCAUUCUGCACAUCUCUCUGAGCCCCCGUGAUGCUCACCUGGCCGUCACCUGCACAGCCCAGAACCCCGCCAGUAACAGCUCCACAACGGCCUCUGCAAAGGACCUUUGUGCAGCUCACUCAUCAGCCCCGGCCUCCUCGCUGUCCUACUGCCGCGUCAAGGGGAUCGUCCUGCUGCUGGUGCUGGGAGCCCUGAGCGCUGGGAUCAUCGCGGUGCACGUCCUUCCCGGCAGGGAGCGGAGACGGGACUGAGAGCAGAGGAGCUUCCACUGCGACUGCCAAUCCCGCCUGGGCGUUCCCCAGCCUGCCAGCCCGAGGGUGAUACAGGGGGACGCUCGCUUGCAGCUUCCGAAGGCUUGGGACUUCAAUACCCUGUCUUUUCGAGCCAGACACGCUAGCCUGCUGCAACGCAGA